Messenger RNA from Homarus americanus (American lobster), 9511 nucleotides. RefSeq names its product DBH-like monooxygenase protein 1 (gene olf413). Gene Ontology annotation, biological process: norepinephrine biosynthetic process; dopamine catabolic process; octopamine biosynthetic process. The transcript is spliced from 10 exons. Lineage: Eukaryota; Metazoa; Arthropoda; Malacostraca; Decapoda; Nephropidae. Gene Ontology annotation, molecular function: copper ion binding; dopamine beta-monooxygenase activity. The record is from RefSeq and is a predicted model, not a curated record. Bases 654 to 3338 code for a protein of 894 amino acids. Gene Ontology annotation, cellular component: secretory granule membrane.
UGACUGAUAAGCGGGUCACGUCACGCCGGGGUCCUGGAAUAACCGCGGGGCUCCACAAUAUUGCCAGCCAGGAGUGCCAGGCAAGACUGACUCCAGCGUUCAUAACGUACCCUCGUCCUCCCCCUCCUCCUCCUACACCUCCUGAUGCUCUGCCGGUCUCUGACUUUGAAUGAAACACGCGGAAAAAUGAUUGUCUGACAAGAACACCAAAAGGCAUUCGGAGAUCAAAGGUCGGUGGCUCACGUCUGAUGGUCGAGAACCAGAUUACCAGAUAUUAUGAAUUAAGCGGUCGAGCAGGAGGCCGUCUCUUGUGUUUAUGCCUUCAGACAUCUGGUCUUAGAGACUCCAGCUGGUUUAGGCUGUAGAAGCUGGAGCUUUACUUCCUCAAUCUGUGAAGGUAUUGAAAUAUAACCUGGUGUUCUGAAGCCACACGACUGUACUAUUAAAUAAUUGGGAAGUGAAGUAUUUGCUCCUUCAGAAGACAAAGCCCUCAAGUGGCCUCAGUCAGCUUACGGAGGAGACAUCUUACAGCUGCUUACUCACCUGAACGAGGCUGAGAAUGUCCCCACGCAGAAGGCGACGCAGUAGAAGAUAGCACCAGCAAAACACCCCCCUCCCCUCCCAUCCUGAACCUAACCACGUCUGCUGCAGUCAUGGAGUUUGUACACAAAACCUCCUCUUGCACCCUCGCCUCCUGCCCUCUCUCCUUGAACAGAUAUUUUUCUACUCAGACGAGACCUACUCACAACACCGCCACCCAAACCAAAACAAUGACAAGGGGACCAGAAAUCCGCCGAUCGCAGACGCUGCGACAUUCAAGCGGGAGUUCUUCACGGACUCUCUCCUCCCUAAAUCCUUUCCCGACGAACCCUUCCACGGUGUGUCUCCUUCACGUACUAGCGCUUUUAGUACUGGUGCCUCAGGUGAUGUCCUUCGCGACGUCCUCCUUCAUAUCACCCCGCCUGACGUCCUUCGGCUCCUGGGAACACGAGGCGUGGCUGGAGGAGCACGGAGCCUUUGUGGUGCAGUGGACACCACGAGAGGAGAACAUUGAGUUCAGGGUGACAGCGAGAACAACUGGUUACAUCGGGUUUGGCCUUUCCUCCAAACCCAGGAUGGACGGCGCAGAUAUCGUCGUUGGAUGGGUACACUCCGGCAAGGCUUACCUACAGGAUCGUCAUGGACACGGCAAUCAAGAGCCUUCAGUGGAUGACCAGCGCGAUUGGAUGUUGGUGGGCGGCUAUGAGAAUGACACCCACACUGUGCUGAUCAUGUCCCGCCCCUACAACACCUGUGACAAGCAAGACCAUGUCAUCUCCAACGACACGGUACGACUGCUGUGGGCAUACCACCCCGACGACCCCGUGGACCCGGAGAGCCCCCGCCCACGCCUGCACUACCACGGGGGAUCCAGGAGGGGAGCUAAGUCUAUGUUCUUACUGGAGAGAGGCCACACCACCCACCCGUCCAACACCCUUCACCAUACUCCCAGAUAUCCUCCCCAACACCCUCCCUCUUCCUCUCCCCACUCUCCCUCAGGGCUCCCUCCUUCUUCUCCCUCUCUCCCUCAACACACUGGUAGCCACUAUCACCACCACCAGCGCCCCCACCAUCACCAUCACCACCACCCGACAACUACCAAGUCCUGGCUACUCACUAACCCAGGGGUGGAGAUCGAGGCUGGCAGUGACACCCUCUACUGGUGCACGGUGUUCAGGAGACCGACCCUUGUGCAGAAGAACCACGUCAUUCGGUACGAGCCGGUGUUCACGCCUGGGAACGAGCAGUACGUCCACCAUAUGAUCGUCUACGAGUGCACGGACCUGAGCGACGAGAACCCGGCCAUUGAUGAAGCUUACGAGGAGCAGGCGGCGUCGGGGGGUCAAGGCUGCUACCCGAGUGACAUGUCGCAACUCAUCGCUACCUGUAACCAUGUCGUUGUGGCCUGGGCUGUCGGAUCUGAGGGCCUGUCUCUACCCCCUGAGGCUGGGUAUCCCUUAACCCCUAAGGGCCCUAAGUUCUACAUGAUGGAGGUCCACUAUGACAACCCUAACAAACAAGCCUUCAGGGACGAGUCAGGGAUCCGCAUCAUCUACACCCCUGACUUGCGGUACUAUGACGCAGGUGUGUUGAGUAUCGGGGUGGAUCCGACCUGGAAGCACCUCAUCCCGCCCCGCCAGAGAACCGUCUUGUCUGAGGGGCACUGUGUGGGCGAGUGUACCCAAGCUGCCCUACCCACUACAGGUAUCAACGUGUUUGCGGUCAUCCUACACACCCACCUGCUGGGGAGGAAGGUGCGGGUGCGGCACCUGCGGCAGGGGCGGGAGCUGGAGCCCAUCGCUCAGGACAACAAUUACGACUUCAACUACCAAGAGUACCGGGCCCUCAAGGCUCCCCGGUCCGUGCUACCGGGUGAUCAUCUGAUAGGGGAGUGUGUGUACAACAGCCGGGAGAGGUCCACCAUCACCCUAGGAGGCCUGAAGACGAGGGACGAGAUGUGUCUGUCGUUCCUGUUCUAUUGGCCGAGGGCGAAUCUGUCCCUCUGUCACUCCAAGCCUUCACUCAACACAGUACUUCACUCGCUGGGUAUUGACGAGCUCUCCGCUAAAUCAGAUCCUAUCAAGAUCCAUCGACCUAUUGAGCUGGCAGGAAAGACGCUGGAAUGGCGACUAAUGAACUACGACUGGAAGAAUCAGUUCGAGUACUUCCAGGAGACGACCCAUAACGGCACCUUCAACCCCACCUGCUGGAGUCGUGGCCAGAGUCUUAUACCCGAGCUGGAGAAACUAGACUUCGAGUAUCCGAACAUCACGGAGGCUUGGGCACCGGAGAACAUCUGUCGGCGACGCAGAAGGAAGGAUAGGCGUCGUAAGAACAAGAAUGGCCGCGGGAAGAACCACCAUCUUCUCUCACACGGAGGCGGGGAGGAAGUAGAAGAGGAGGAGGAGGAAGAAGACGAAGAGGAAGUGAUGUUCGAUGACCAGACCAAUUCUAGAACUAUAGAGCGGAUCGACGUCGACACAUUCAAUCACGUCGACUUGUAUAUGCCCGUGAUCGAAGAGAGGAUAGAGAAUGAUCCCUAUGGCAGCGGUGGCAUAGAGAACGGUGACCUCCCGAACGUGCCAGAUCCUGAACUGGAACAGGAUCUGCAGGAGAUGGAGAGGGACCUCGAGCAGGAGCUGGCGAACAAGUUCCCCGACACGUUACAGGAGCGAACAUCACACCAGAAUAGAGAUGGGUCGGGUAGCAGCUGCCUUAUGGUCACUUUCUCUCAGUGGACGUUGACCGUGUGUCUGAGUGUCUUGUGCCUGUCUCGGUUUUACGAUAGUCAUGGCUGAGGGACCAAAGCAACUGUCUUAAAAAACAAAACAAAACUAGACUAUUUCGCCUCUCAUAUGUCCCAAGUGUAUUCAUUUUAAGGACAUAAUACGCGCUGUGAAAAACAAAAUAAAAACAAAAUCAUUGUUGACAGACGAUGAUGAUGUACGGAGGUGGAGAGUGAUGCACCUCUUGCCCUUUAUGCUGUCAAAGACGUGGCUCUAAGCAUUUAUAUCCACCUGUGGACGAUUUCACCUGCCUUAGGGACGUGCAAAAGACCCUGGCUAUUGUGUUGAGUGUUGGAAGGUGUGUGCGUGGGUGGUUGUGUGUGUGUGUGUGAGUGUGUGUAUUUGGGGAGGGAGUGUGGGGGGAGUGGUUGGAGAGUGGUGCUGGAGGCUCCCUGGACAAACCCAACCAAGCCUUGCCACCCCAUCUAGCCUCACCAGGAAAACCCCCCCACUCUGCUAUAUUAACAGUGCCUCUUUUUUGUAAAUUUCGCUUUUAUGUGUUUCUUGGGGCAUUUCAUACGUUUUCUGUGAGAGUUAAAUAUUUGUGAUGAAUAGUCUCACGUUUUUUAUAAAUUUGUGCAAAAUUCAAGUUGUAGAUUAUAAUGUAUAUGACGCAGAUAACAUAUUUUGUUUAUAGGACCAAAAGUGAAUUGAGUUUUGGCGAGUCACUUUUUAGUCAGUAGAUGGUUGUCACAGAGUGAUUAAUUUUGUAUUGUGAACUAGGGUCCUGAUUCUCAAACGUCCGUGCAGCGGAUGUUCCUUGUAACUAAAAACAUAGGAAUGCAUUGUAAUUGGUUGACUUAAUUUAAAACACAAAAUAAUACCUAAAAACAAUGUCAGAAUUACACUAAGACUUUACCUUAAUCAUGUUACAUUCACUUAUAGCAUCAGUUAGUGAACAAAAUUAAGUUAAGAGACUUUGGAUAUAUUCCCUAUGUUAUUACUUGGUGCUGAGUGAAAGUAUAUAGUUUCGGUAAAGUUUUUUGUGUAAUUCUAAUGAUGCUUUUGAAUAGUUUUGUGCUUUAGCUGAUUUCAACCAGUAAGCUGCACUCUUUUGUCAUUAGUUACGGGGAAUAUUCAUGGUACCAACUUCUCAGAAUCUGGACCGAGUACUUUACAGACUGUGUAUGUUGCUUGGUGGUUUGUAUACCGAGCUUCACGUAUUGUACUUGAGAAGCCAUAGGUUAUCUGAACAGUGUAAAGUAUUUUUUUGAGUUUUCAUGUGAUUCUCUUCCAAUUUCUUUUCUUGUCUCUUGAUAUAGAACAAGCCGAAGUAAACUAGGACUUUAGGACACUCAACCAUCAGGUAAAUUAUCUGGUGUGAGUCACAUUAUGUUUGACGUCAAUAGUGUUACUUUAGUUGUCCUGUUAUUUCUGUUGUUCUUUUCUCGUGUUAAUGAUUAUUUGUAUGGUUAAAAACUCAGUCCAUAUAUCUAUAUACAUAUAAAUAUAUAUAAAUAUAUAAAUUGUACAUCAUAGUAGUAUCUGUGAUUAGACAUUUCUGUUGCAUAGACAACUAACUCAUCAGUUGACGAAUCACUACGAGGGGCGGUCACUGUGUCCCCGGGGGCAGUGUCUCACCCUUAACCCUCCCAAUUAUUCUAUCACACUGUUGUUCUCCGCCACCAGCUGUUCACCGCCAGACUCUACCCGGAAAAAUAACCAAUUAAACUCACUAGAAACUAACUGAAUCUUAAAGCGAUCAAAAUUAUAUGCAAAAAUCUACUUGGUAAAUAGUGAAACGAAACCCUUGCCUUAUAAUUUUCUUGAUGGACUGAUGGGAAUUUAGAAACCAAUCUCCUAAGGAUCCCACAUGAAUAUCAUACGAAUUAAAACCUGAAAUCUUCCUCGUGACGCUGGACCGUUGAUGGGCAGGCGGGAGCAGAUGUGUGUUUUAUAAUACGGGAGGAUUAAGGGUUUGAGGGACGCUGUAGACGGUAGCGUCAGGGCCGCUCCUCGUCUCCUCCGCUCUGAAGCAAUAGGGUCAAAACUGUUGGCCAAGGUCUACUGUAGUGUUAUGCAGAUGUGACGUGCAUUGAGUUGACCAUCUUUAAAUCCCUUAAAUGCGGGGAGGGAGGGGUGGAGGCCGCCGUAGCUAGCAUGAUACUCCUGCAACAUAGAUGAACGUAAGUACUCCUCCUUCGAGACGGGACAAUGUGCCUCUUUAAAAAUAAACAAGCAAGUUGAGAGCUUCCAAGAUUAAGCACUAUGUAAUGAAAUUUAAAAAAAACACAAAAAAAUAUAAAAAUAAACCAGUUCCCUUUUAAUAUAAUGCAGUCACUAGUUUACCCUCGUCUUAGCUUGAAAUUCAACCCAGUUUUGAGAAAACACACACACUAACAUGUCGUCUUGAGCUAAUGUGAUAGAGUUUAUUUAGUAAUACUGUACCUUACAAACAUUUAGAGAGUUUUUUAUUUAUUUUAUUUUUUUUGCCUCACAGUGCAAGUGACUUUAUACCCUACACCAGGCAGACAGUGUGUUGUACAGGUAGUGUGGGACAGUUGUGUUAUCCACCAUGCAUAAUAUUAGAUAUGGGACAGGUGUGUGAUCCACCAUGUAAAAUAAUAGAUAUGGGACAGGUAUUUGUACUCCACCAUGUAUAAUGUUGGUCAGUAACAUGUUGACUUGAACCAUACGGUGUUUGUAUUCACACAUAAGAUCUGUACUCAGGAGUACUCUAUGGGUAUGAGUACUUAUGUUGAGUACAAACACCAGUGUGUAUAGAGUUGGUAUUUCUUGUAUUUAUGCUAAUAGAGGGACCUUAAGUAACAUGUCUUUCCAUUGUAAUUACUAUAACAUAUACCAUGAGUACUGUAACAUACACUGAGUACUAUAAGAUAUGCACUGAGUAUUGUAACAUGUGCUAUAAAUUCUGUAACGUGCACUGACUGAUGUAACCUAUGAACUGAGCACUGUAACAUGUGCACUGUGUACUAUAACAACAUAUAGUACCAAUUGAUCGGAUCAGUGUUCGCUGAGUUAGACAUAUGUGUUACCUUAUUAUAUCUGUAUUAAGUGAUUCAAUCUACACCAGCUGAUUAGGCUUGUAUUUCCUGAUUGGAGUGUACCAGCUGGCUCAAUCUGUCCCACUAAUGAAGUCCCUAUUACCUGAGUGAGCCAAUACCACCUGCUGGAUUAGUACCAUCUGAUUAUACUUCUACCAUCUGAUUGAAUCUACACUAACUGAUUAGACCUUUACCAGCUGAUUAGACCUCUACCAGCUGAUUGGAUCUACACCAACUGAUUAGACCUCUACCAGAUGAUUAAACCUCUACCAGCUGAUUAGACCUCUACCAGCUGAUUGGAUUUUCAGGCAGGACACAGUCACCUGGAGGCCAGAUUUUCUCUGUAUAAGUCAAUCUGUGUUAGGGGUCGGGAAACAACUUGCGUUUAAAAAAAUCAGUGGAGAGUUUCGACAACACUCCUCGCCUGUAGAGAACAAGUGACUCUCUCUCUUGGAGUAAGAUCCUGGAGUAAGUAAACCGUGUAGGGAUGAAUGGAGGGGGAUGUGGAGUUUAUUGGAGGGAGUAAACGAGGCUGGGAAAUUCUUGCAGUGAACAUUGUAAUGGUGGAGGGUUCUUGAAGGAUGUUAACUGGGUGAAGGUGGAGUAUUCUUGCAGUAAACAAUGUAGAACUGGAGAGUAGUUCUUGGAGUGAGUAAAACAGUAUGGAAGGAGGAGGAACUUGGAACACCUGCCUUGAUGAUCGUAGUUUUUAACUCUUAAACUCGUGGACAAAGUCUCCACUACCUCUUUAAAUGUUCCAGUGUGUAGCCAUGCAAGUGUGUCUUUCGUUUGUGUGGGUUGGGAGGGAGGGGGAGGGAAAGAUCUAUACAUACAGCAACAGUAAAUCAUCUCAAACACUCCUGUGGGUUCGUUCCUUUUCCAUCACUUUCCAAAAAAUAACAAUAGUAAGUGUCUCUUCAGCGUCCUGUGUGAGUGACUGACACAAACCAGGAGCACCAUCGUCAUUAUCUCCCGUCGUGAGUACUGUAACGUAGUGAUAAUUGAGUGAAAAAUGUUGCUGCUUCUGAGGACACUUUAAUUUAUCUUGUCAAUGUGGGAAGGUUUACUGGAAGUAUGUACAACCCAAGAGACAAGUGUGUGUGUGUGUGUGUGUGUGUGUGUGUGUGUGUGUGUGUGUGUGUGUGUGUGUGUGUGUGUGUGUGUGUGUGUGUGUCAGACUCACAGGAUGCUAAGGACUUAAAGUGUCAGCAUAAACAUACAGCGUUAGGGAUUGUAUGUAUGUAUGUAUGUAUGUAUGUAUGUAUGUAUGUAUGUAUGUAUGUGAGGAAGUUUAAAUCCGUCUCUCCCAUUAGGCACAACACUGUCAGCCCAUCCCCCCCCCUCCAGUCAGUUUACAGUCAAUUCAGUUAUCUGAAAUCAGAAUAACUUCCUUCGAUUGUCCCACAGUCAUUCCAGUCUCCCCGUCAGCAGGCCUACAGUCACCCCGGUGCUCCCCUGUCAGCUAAUCUACAGUCAGUCCAGUUCCAUCCAUUUUCACACAGUUGACAGUCAUUCCAGCCGACCGAUAGUCACCCCCAGUCCUCUCUCUCUCUCUGUUUAACCAAUCUACACUCAGUACACUUUCCCCUCCAUUUACACCCUGUCUACCGUCAUUCCAUCAAGCCUGUCUCUCGACCACACACACACACGCGUUAAUAUUUUGGUUAUGCCGACCACACUCGUCUCACUCACUCACACUUCUUAACAUAACUCAUUGCGUUCCUAAAUUAUCAAGAUGUUUAGUCAAAAGUCCAGUGUUCUCCGUGAGGAUGGUGGUGUGUUCUGCAGCCGUUGAGUGUUGUGUAAUGUUUUUCUUUUGAGUAUUUCUAGACGGGAGAAGAUAGUAUGUGGCAAGUCAUGUCUUAAAGAUGAAGGGAGAGAGAGAUACGUGAUAAAAGAUAAGCUGGUUCCUUAUUGCCUUACGUUCUUAUUCUUAUCAUUAUCGUCAUCUGUUUUCAAUGUUUUAGUCUCUUUCUUUCAUCUUUUUUUACUUUUAUUUAAUACUUCCUUCCUUCUUAAAUUUGUUCCCUUUGCGUUUCAUUGUAUUUUUCUGUUGUCGCUUCAAAUGCCUUUCGUUCCUCCAGUGUUAAAUUUUCUUCGGGUUUUUCUUCAGUUAUUUGUCUUUCCUGGAGAGUAUUAGUGUCUUUUGUUUACUCCUUGUUCUUCUUUCUUCUCUAUUACUUCCUUUCUUCUUUAUUGUGAUGCUGUCUUACUCCUAAAUUCUUCUAGUCGUUUCCUAGUUCUUAAUAUCCUCCAAGUUAUUUUAUAUAUAUAUAUUUUUCAUUUCCUCGUUACUAUCUGUUCUGUCACUCAUUCCCUUCCUUUCAUUCUUAUUAUUUCCCCUUAAUUCUUAACAUUUUCCUCAUUAACUUUUAUUUUACAUUUCUUCGCCAUCAUUAUCAUCAUCACGUUUGUUUUGAGUCUUAUUUUUAUUAGUUUUCUUCACAUUACCAUAAAUUAUCUAGCUGUAACUUUCACAAUCAUCAUUUUUCUUUUCGUUCUCAUUACUAAACAUUCAUUGUCUCUUCCUCCCAUCACCCAUCAGUAGAAACAAGAAAAUAUUUACAGACAAAAAUUCUUCUGUCACUCACAAGUCGCCAUAGACGUAACCUCAGACUUUUUUUUUAAGUUUCCCCUAAAAAAGAAAAUCGUGUUUACAUAAUUAGACUAAAUUAUUUCGUAUGAUUCGAUGGAUAAUUAAACUAAAUUAUUUAUUAUAAGACUCGAUGACGCUACUGUUGUAACUUAUAGAAGAUCUGAAUUAACCUGUUGCAAUAUAGGAAGGAAGGACCGUUUUUUCAAAGACUAGGAAGCCUCUCUUUAGGACUUGUAGUGGAUCUGAAUAAACGUAAUGUGUCCUUGGGAAAAAAAAAUAUCGUCUUGGAUGCCUCUAUAUAACCUCUCGCAGACAUAAAUAAAAUAAUGAUGGUGUUGGUGUUUAAGACAUGACAUGACAUGACACGAGAGAAAGACAUAAUGGAGUAGGUGUUGUGGAAGUGUGUGCGUGUAUGUCUGUCUGUGUGUAUGUGUGUGUGUGUCAUGUCUCGGGCACUUUUUUUUUUCCUUGUACGACCAAAUUAAGAAAAAAUAAUGUAUAACCUGUGUGUAUUUUAUAUCUGUGAAUGUAAAUUUGUAUAGCAUGUACAUAGUAACCAUUAAUACUAAUAUUGUAUUUUUUCA